AUGUCACUCUUCCACGAUUCAUCUCGUGGCUCUCCUCGAGUAGCUUGUCAUGCACAAUCAUCCUCAUCUGUGUCACACUCUUUUACGUCAUGCGAGCCAUCCGUGACGCGCUAUUCCACAUCAUACCAAGUUCCCCGUACUGAUAAGAUGCAGUGGAUAUUAUUUCAAGUUGGAAUAUUUGCCGACGAAGUUUUAAGAAACGACAUUUCCGCUGUCACUACUGCAUUCCACAAUCCUAAACAAUUCAUCUUCAUUAACAUAUCGGUGAAAUCCGAUCUCGCGCAGAUAAUCGCCCACGUUGCGGUUUCCAAGAAGGUCGAACUAAAUAGAAAUUAUGUUGUGGGCGAAUUUGUUUCACACACAUUUCUAGAGCAUAUAUACAAAGUUCUCAAUCACGGUCAUGAUUAUGACAGUAAGUUGCCUUGUGGAAUAUCCGAAUUCGAAAUGAACAACUCACUUCGUCUUUCCGGGACCAUAUCAUCCCGACUGAUACCACGCAUUAUAUAUCCUGAUUGCAGUUUUUCUAUUUGGAAAUUAUGUACGGAAAUUUCUCUUCAGCAUGAAGCUACGAUAUAUAAAUCAAUAGUCGAUGACCAUAAACAAGUGACGUUAAGAGACUGGGUGCUCCAGACAAUUAAUAAAAAACAUAAGAAAACUGAUAUUAAUUAG
Molecule: messenger RNA, 669 nt
Organism: Acaulospora colombiana
Lineage: Eukaryota; Fungi; Glomeromycota; Glomeromycetes; Diversisporales; Acaulosporaceae
Source: the annotation of a GenBank genome assembly